CUGUCACUUAUUAAUUUGACUGCAGAACGUGACCUAACCUCAAAUUUUUACUUUUCCGUUUAUUGGUGUAAUUCCGCAAAAUUUUGUAUUAAAAUGAGUGUCCCUCUUCCGCCACAGGUUGACGCGGAUAAUUUAGAUCCAGAGCAUGUUAAAACCUUUAAAGAUUUCCUAUUAUCUUAUAAUCGGUUAACAGAGUUAUGUUUUACUGAUUGUAUAUCAGAUUUCACUACGCGGAAUGUUAAGGGUAAAGAGGAGAAAUGUGUUUUAAAUUGUUUAGAAAAAUUUUUAAAAGCUAAUCAAAGGAUUUCUCAAAGAUUCCAAGAAUUUCAAAUGAUUGCGAAUGAAAAUGCUUUGGCUGCGGCGCAGAAAAUAGGUCAAACACCUAGCUGAAGAAAAUAAACGGGGUUUUUAGUGGAAAGUGUAUUAAAAAUUCCUUAGUUAUUGUAUUUUUUGUUGUUGCGUAUUGUUUCUAAAUAAAUAAUUUCAUUUGUGGA
Molecule: messenger RNA, 494 nt
Organism: Onthophagus taurus
Lineage: Eukaryota; Metazoa; Arthropoda; Insecta; Coleoptera; Scarabaeidae
Gene: Tim9a
Product: translocase of inner membrane 9
Source: RefSeq, a predicted model, not a curated record